AUGGGUGAAUUCAAUUGCACCAGCCUGCUUUUUCUGUACCCUACCAUUUUUCUUAUCCUCCUCUUCUCUGCAAUAAAUCACCAUUAUUAUUCCAGUUUGAUCUUUGAUUUUCCAUCUAUUUUACAGUCCGAUCAGCCGCCCAAGUCCGGUGGACCCGGCAACAUUACUAUCGGUCUCUUUCCCGACGAGAAGAAAGAAAUUAAGAACACCAGUAACACUACUGUUACUCAAAUAAAAAGGAAAAGUGGUGAUAAAUUUGAGAAAGUGGAAGCGGGUUUGGCGAGAGCUAGAGCUGCCAUAAGAAAAGCGAGUCGAACAAGAACGUAUACAUCGUACAAGGAAGAGAGUUUUGUCCCAAGAGGACUCGCUUACCUUAAUCCUUAUGCCUUCCAUCAGAGCCACAUUGAAAUGGAAAAGAGAUUCCGAGUGUGGGCAUACAAGGAAGGAGAAGCGCCACUCUUUCACAUGGGGCCGAUGAACGACAUAUACGCCACAGAAGGGAUUGUGAUCAGUGAAUUCGAGAGCCAAACAAGCCCAUUUUCAGCUCAGAAUCCCGACGACGACGAUGAUGAUCAUCAUGCUCUUGCAUUUUUCAUUCCCGUCAGUGUCGUUUCCAUAGUAGAAUACGUCUACAAACCCUACAACAACUACUCACGAAUAAGGCUUCAAAGCCUUGUCGAGGAUUACAUCGACAUCGUCUCCAGCAGAUACCCUUACUGGAACCGAAGCAACGGAGCUGACCACUUCAUGGUAGCUUGUCACGAUUGGGCACCAGAUGUCUCGAGAGGCCACCGAAAGCCUCAUCUUUUCAAGAACUUCAUUAGAGUACUCUGCAAUGCCAAUUCUUCCGAGGGUUUCGAGCCAAUCCGAGAUGUCUCGCUACCUGAAAUCAACCUCGGUAAAGGCAUAACGGGUUUACCGGACCCUGGCUUUAUUCAACCGCCGAAUAACCGUACCACGCUAGCCUUCUUCGCCGGCGGUCCACAUGGGUUUGUGAGAAAAGAACUGUUCAAGCACUGGAAAGAAAAAGACGAUGAGGAGGAGAUUCAAGUCCACGAGUACCUUCCGAAAACUUUAAACUACAAAGAGCUAAUGGGAAAGAGCAAGUUCUGCUUGUGCCCUAGUGGGUACGAAGUUGCUAGCCCUAGAGUGGUGGAGUCCAUAUACGCAGGGUGUGUUCCGGUCAUAAUUUCUCCAGACUAUGUUCUACCCUUCAGCGAUGUUCUGGAUUGGACUAAGUUUUCGGUACAUGUUCCAUUUGAAAAGAUUUCGGAGAUAAAGACGAUUUUGAAAGGGAUUUCUAGUGAUGAGUAUUUGGCAAUGCAACGAAGAGUUAUCCAAGUUCAACGACAUUUUGUUCAUAAUCGCCCAGCUAAGCCCUUUGAUUUUAUGCAUAUGAUUAUGCACUCUGUUUGGCUCAGGAGACUCAACGUUAGGUUAUUCUAG
Molecule: messenger RNA, 1446 nt
Organism: Humulus lupulus (European hop)
Lineage: Eukaryota; Viridiplantae; Streptophyta; Magnoliopsida; Rosales; Cannabaceae
Product: probable glycosyltransferase At5g11130
Exons: 3
Coding region: 1-1446 (481 amino acids)
Molecular function (GO): glycosyltransferase activity
Source: RefSeq, a predicted model, not a curated record